UCCAGCUCGGACUGCUUGGACAUAAGCGGCAUGGCCCCGCUGCAGAUCACGCCGCCCUCCGAGAAGAAGCGGGUCCUCAAGCGGCCACCCAUCCUGGAGGACUACAUCAACGUGACGUCCACCGAGGGCACCAGGGUCUUCAUGGUCGUGAGGGAUGAUUCCUCCAGGACAGGGGUGGAGCUCCCCGAUUCCCUCGGCUGGAACGCACGCAGGCCGCUCCACUUGCUGGGGGUGCCUUUCUCCUACCUGAAGGAACAAGUGGAUGAAGAGCGUCGAAGGCGUGUUCUGCAGGCGUCGCAGCAGCUGACAGACAUAAUAAACAGUUGCCUUGAGAGCCAAACCAGUGCCGAGAGCCCGGAGCUCACCGGGGAAGCGGAGCCAGCAGUCGAGGAGGAGUCUGUGCUGCAUUGCCUCUGGGUGGACAAGUUUACUCCCCGGCGCUACAUGGAGCUGCUCAGUGAUGAUUACACGAACCGCUGCCUUCUGAAGUGGCUCAAGCUCUGGGACACGGUGGUGUUUGGGAAGGAGAAGGCUGUGAAGAAGGCCAAGCCCAGCGCUGAGGCUCAUCCUCCAUUCAGCCAGCCCAAGGAGCAGCAGAAUAAGUGGAAAACGAAGGUCCAGCUCACAGAGGAGAUACUGGAGGCUGAGCUGGACCAGCACAAGAGACCCAAAUACAAGGUAGCCCUGCUCUGCGGCCCGCCCGGCUUGGGAAAGACCACGCUGGCCCACGUCAUCGCGAAGCAUGCGGGGUACAACGCCGUCGAGAUGAACGCCAG
Pelecanus crispus (Dalmatian pelican) is the source of this 776-nucleotide messenger RNA. The record is from RefSeq and is a predicted model, not a curated record. Lineage: Eukaryota; Metazoa; Chordata; Aves; Pelecaniformes; Pelecanidae.